Messenger RNA from Hymenoscyphus albidus, 2689 nucleotides. The record is from the annotation of a GenBank genome assembly. Lineage: Eukaryota; Fungi; Ascomycota; Leotiomycetes; Helotiales; Helotiaceae.
CCGAUAUUGCCCUUGGCGAGCCGCAGCCUCUGAGCCCUCAACACCACUUGCAUGAGUAACUGACACUUCAAUGGCCGCAGCAUGAUACCAGUAAGUAUAUCUUCAUCUUUGAACGGUGUUUGUGUGGCACUUUGUCUCGAUCGAUGUACAACGCUAACCUGGUCUAGCAACGAUUUGGUCUUCAAGGCCUGCGCGCCCGACCACUGCAAUCUCGAAACCUCGUUCCUCUGCGAAAAGUCCGGUCGAAUUUACGCGCAUAUACUGCCACGGGUCAACGAUUCCAGGAUGUCUUCCAUGCGCAAACCACCGAUCCAUCCUCCUCGGCCAUCCUCUCUUCCCUCAAAUCUCCACCUCGAGUCGCCCAAACCCUGACGGAAAAGAUUGUACAGAGAUACUCGUUAGGACUACCAGAGAACAAAUUUGUGAAAGCUGGGGACUAUGUCACUCUAUCACCCCAUCACUGCAUGACACACGAUAACUCCUGGCCUGUUGCACUGAAGUUCAUGUCAAUUGGAGCCUCCAAAAUUCAUGACCCAAAACAAAUUGUGAUGACCCUCGAUCACGAUGUGCAGAACAAGACCGAGACGAAUCUCAAAAAAUAUAGUCAGAUUGAGCAAUUUGCGAAACAGCAGGGCGUCGAUUUUUAUCCAGCUGGAAGAGGAAUUGGACAUCAGAUUAUGGUUGAGGAAGGUUACGCAUGGCCAGGAACCAUGACCGUCGCAAGUGACAGCCACAGCAACAUGUAUGGAGGGGUGGGUUGCUUGGGAACGGCCAUGGUACGAACCGAUGCAGCCAGUAUAUGGGCAACGGGUAAGACCUGGUGGCAGAUUCCACCCAUCGCAAAGGUCACCCUCACCGGUGUAUUACCAAAGGGUGUGACAGGAAAGGAUGUCAUUGUUGCGCUUUGUGGAUUGUUCAACAACGAUGAAGUCCUGAACCAUGCUAUCGAAUUUACGGGAUCCGAGCAGACGAUGCGUACCUUGCCAGUCGAUGAUCGUCUAGCGAUCGCGAACAUGACCACCGAGUGGGGUGCUUUGACCGGACUUUUCCCAAUUGACUCCAUGUUACAAGCUUGGCUCAGGUCAAAAGCAACUACUUCGGCUCUUUUCGACGGAGAGAAGAAAUCUCGGUUCACACACCAGAGCAUCGAUGACUUGAUUGCAAACCAAUUGGUGGCCGAUAAAGGCGCGACAUAUGCCAAAUCACUCUACCUCAACCUCUCCACCCUGUCACCGUACGUUUCCGGUCCUAAUUCUGUAAAGGUAGCAACACCUCUUCGUGAUUUGGAAAAACAGGAUAUCAAGUUAAACAAGGCAUACUUGGUUUCAUGCACCAAUUCAAGAGCGUCGGAUCUGGCAGCAGCUGCGAAGGUUUUUAAAGAUGCUUCAAAAGAUGGCGUUCCAGCAAAGAUUGCACCAGGUGUGGAGUUUUACAUUGCAGCCGCCUCGAUACCGGAGCAAGAAGCUGCUGAAGAUGCUGGAGAUUGGCAAGCACUUUUGAAUGCGGGUGCCAAAUCCCUUCCAGCUGGCUGCGGUCCAUGUAUCGGUCUUGGAACAGGUUUACUUGAGCCAGGCGAAGUUGGUAUCAGUGCCAGCAAUCGAAAUUUCAAAGGAAGAAUGGGCUCACCUGAUGCCAAGGCAUAUCUGGCGAGUCCCGAAGUCGUUGCAGCCAGCGCUUUGAGUGGCAAGAUUAGCGGACCAGGCUGGUACGAGAAGCCGGUUGGUGUUGAAAAGGUUGUUCUUGGAGAGGGAAAUGGCAUUCCUGAUGAGGACCGUGCUAUCAGUGUGUUGGACGCACUCGAUAAAUUGAUCGUGGAUGCCGAAUCCAUUAUUGAAGGCGCAGAAUCUUCAGUCACUGGGUCAUCAUCUGACUCAUCGAGUAGAGACGAAGGGGACGAGCAGUUGACUGCCAUUCUCCCUGGGUUCCCUGAAAAGGUCGAGGGUGAGAUUGUAUUCUGUGAUGCAGACAACAUCAACACCGAUGGAAUCUACCCGGGGAAAUACACUUACCAAGACGGCGUCUCGGUUGAGAAAAUGGCAGAAGUGUGUAUGGAGAAUUACGACAAGUCGUUCGGAUCCAUCGCACGAGAAGGCGAUAUCCUCGUUUCUGGAUUCAACUUUGGCUGUGGUUCAAGUAGAGAACAAGCCGCAACCGCAAUUCUCGCCAAGAAGAUCCCACUUGUCGUAUCUGGUUCAUUCGGCAACAUCUUCAGCAGGAAUAGCAUCAAUAACGCUCUGAUGGGCGUAGAAGUCCCCAAACUCGUACAGAGACUUCGAGAAACCUUCUCCUCCACAACCGUAACUGCUAAAACCGAUGUCAAGGAACCAUCACUCAAUAGCGAGAGUCUUGAUUCUCCGCCGACCGCGUCACAAGCUAGUCCCGUGGAGGAAAAAGUGUUGACACAACGAACGGGGUGGAAGUUCGUGUGGGAUUUGAAGAGGAGUAAGGUUAUUGUCACGGAAGGAGAGGGGGGAGCCACGUGGAGUCAGAAGGUCGGCGAGUUGCCGCCGAAUGUGCAGGAGAUUAUUGCGAGGGGCGGGUUGGAAAAAUGGGUCAAGGCUGAGAUUGGGGGGAAGUCUUAGAUCUUAUAUUAGAUUUUUUAUUUUUUUGAUGAAAUUAUAAAGAUGUCAAAUGUUAUAUAUGUGUUUCUUUAUGGGGUGGGAGGUUGUGAUAUUACAGUGUUUGCCUG